This is a messenger RNA of Anopheles nili, 4243 nucleotides long. Its product is annotated as adenosylhomocysteinase-like 1. The transcript has 5 exons. Lineage: Eukaryota; Metazoa; Arthropoda; Insecta; Diptera; Culicidae. Gene Ontology annotation, cellular component: cytosol. The record is from RefSeq and is a predicted model, not a curated record. The coding region runs from base 372 to 1751 and encodes 459 amino acids. Gene Ontology annotation, biological process: L-methionine cycle.
UAGUACACCUCUGCGGAAGGUGCUCCAGAGUCAACGGUAGUGUCUGCGAUCGCUAUCUUCGCUUAACCAUCAACCUGUGAACACCGGACAGCGGUGAUCUCCAGUGAUCUGCUGGGAUCUUCUAGAUCGUGCACAAGUCGUUGGUGAAGUGACGUUAAUUGUGAGUUAUCUUUCCCAGAAUUUCUAAAGACCAGUGUGUACUUGGGUGUACCUACCUCAGGUGUCUGCUCAAAGUGCAAGGUGCAAGUGAAUCGCAGUGUGAGAAACUUUGCAAACCUAGCGAACAGUUCCAUUCCAGGGAGAGAGAGAGUGCAGAAGUAGGUUCCAGCGUCAGCUCCACGAGUCAGCAGACUUACCAGCUAUACACCAAGAUGAGUAUGAGCUCGUACACCGAAAGUAGCUCGGAGGAGGACGAUCUGUCACCGCGCGACAAGGUACAGCAGAACUCGAAGGGCUACGCCGACUUCUGCGUCCGCAACAUCAAGCAGCACGGGUUCGGGCGGCACGAGAUCGAGAUCGCGGAGCAGGAGAUGCCGGGCAUUAUGGCCCUGCGCAAGCAGGCCCUCGACGACAAGCCGCUGAAGGGUGCGAACAUCGUUGGGUGUACGCACGUCAACGCCCAGACGGCGGUCCUGAUCGAGACGCUCAUCUGCCUCGGUGCGAACGUGAGAUGGGCGGCGUGCAACAUCUACUCGACGCAGAACGAAGUUGCAGCGGCCCUGGCCGAAAGUGGCGUCCCGAUCUUCGCCUGGCGCGGCGAAAUCGAGGAAGACUUCUGGUGGUGCAUUGACAAGUGUGUGCACGCCGAAAACUGGCAGCCCAACAUGAUCCUGGAUGACGGUGGUGACGCGACGCACCUGAUGCUGAAGAAGUACCCGGUGAUGUUCAAGAUGAUCAAGGGCAUCGUGGACGAGAGUGUAACCGGUGUGCACCGUCUGUACCAGCUGUCGAAGACGAAUAAGCUUACCGUGCCGGCGAUGAACGUGAAGGACGCGAUCACGAAGACCAAGUUUGACAGCUUGUACAGCUGCAAGGAGUCCGUCAUUGACAGCUUAAAGCGAGCGACGGACAUUAUGAUCGGUGGCAAGCAGAUUGUGCUGUGCGGGUACGGUGAGGUCGGCAAGGGAUGUGCUCAGGCACUGAAGGGACUCGGCUGCAUCGUGUACGUCACGGAGAUCGAUCCUAUCUGCGCGCUGCAAGCGUGCAUGGAUGGAUUCCGCGUGGUGAAACUGAACGAGGUGAUCCGUACCGUGGACGUGGUGAUCACGUGCACCGGCAACAAGAACGUGGUCACGCGCGAGCACAUGGACAAGAUGAAGAACGGGUGUAUCGUGUGCAACAUGGGCCACUCGAACACCGAGAUCGAUGUGAACAGCCUGCGCACGUCCGAGCUGCAGUGGGAGAAGAUGCGCUCGCAGGUUGACCACAUCAUCUGGCCGGGACCGGAUGGCAAGCGCAUCAUUCUACUGGCCGAGGGUAGACUGGUGAAUCUGUCCUGCUCGAGCAUCUCGUCGUUUGUGGCGUCGAUUUCGGCCACCACGCAAGCGCUUGCCCUUAUCGAGCUGUUCAACGCCCCGCUCGGGCGCUACAAGGCGGAUGUCUAUCUGCUGCCGAAGAAGAUGGAUGAAUACGUCGCUAGUCUGCACCUUCAGACGCUGGAUGCGCAUCUGACGGAAUUGACCGACGAGCAGGCACGGUACAUGGGCCUCAAUAAGGCGGGCCCGUUCAAGCCGAACUACUACAGGUAUUAGUAUAGCAAGCGCGCUUCUCUUCGGCAUGCGGCCGCACUGCGACCAGUGCUGCAACGCCCCGUCUCGAUCCUACUUUUCCGCCAACGCUUGCACCGUGGUGAGCAGGACCUGCUUCCGGUAGUGCGCACAGGACGCGUUUCGAGAUAGCAGCAGUUGCAGGCAACAUCGCGCGUUAUGCUAAAACCGAUGUACUAUAUCUUACUUGACUAUAUCUUACUGUUCCGAGGGUGACGAGCAGUGAUUGUUUUACUUACGGAUGAAAGCCAGAUAACCACUCGUCCUUGCAAGCGUAUACCGAAGUGUCGGUAGUAGUAUUCUGUCAUUGUUUCUGUUCAUAUACCAGGUGCAAAUCUUACAGACAAACGGAAGCUCGUGUUAAAACUGUUAAAGAAAUUGCGAAAACCGAUUGUAGGGAAGAAAACAGCGAAUUUAUUAAAAAGAAAAAACAAAACAUCACAAACUAGAUGGGGUGGUGCGUGAGCUAUAGCGAAAAUAAUGUGACCAGAAGAGCGAACGUACUCAAACAGGAUAACAAACAAAGCGUUUGCAGAGUGGCCCAGAAGAGAGGGCAAACCUGUACGCUAUUGAUGUGCUGCAAAAGGAAGAUAAAACAACCGAGCAGACGAAACGAAUGCGAGCUUGCCGAGAGCCACAAGAUUUACUUAUUGAACCCAACCAUACCAAUAUUAUAAAAGAAGGCAAAAGAAACCAUGCUAUGGAAACGAAGCAUAUUUCCAAGAGAAGAUAUAAUACGCGCUAGCAUUUAGGGGUAGCUUAGAUCGAUUAAACGAAAUAGAAUGAAUUGAUAAAAACGUGCUAGCGUAAGCAAGUGUGCUCAACUGGAAUAUGAAGAACAAAGCGGAAGUUUGUGCGAUCGUUUCGCGAUCAUCCAGAUAGCGAUAGCGGUCGAUUUUAUGCUACGCAAGCGAUUCCAACACGUUUUGUUGGAUCCGCUAUCAAGCUUAGUAUGUCUAGUAAUCGAUAGGCCUAUUGCAAGACUGUGUCGCAAAAUCUACAGCAAACUAAGAAGCAGCAAAUUGUUGAACAGAAAAGAAUGGCAGCAUCUGGCCACCGAAACAAAAAAAAAAGGAUAUACCUUCGAUAAAUAUGUAUAGAAUGUAACGAAUGUUUCAUCCGCUGCUUCCACGUUGUUAUUAAACUUACCGACGUUGGUGAACUACAGAUGCUAGCCGUUAACUAACUAAUUCACCACAGGUACAUUGGCGACCCAGUGUAAACGGCAGUUUGUGGGUUGUUUUGUUCUUUUCGUUCAAGUUGGGUUUCUCCACUCACUUGCCCAGUACGUUCAGUCUGUGAGUGGCCUUUCGAUAAGCGAUAUACUUUCAAAGCUCGAUAAGGUGCGGCGUUUUCCAACUGCAUUACAUUCUAUUCACGGUCAAUUAAGGAAAACUGAAGCGAACUUCUUGCACAUGAUGGAGUUUUUUCGCCGUUACUGUUGAACCCCGAUCGGUAGCGAUUGCCAGUGGCUUGGGAACGCACCGUGGGCGGGGAAAAGAUUUGUUAAAGAGCGAUGCAAAAUUUGUAAAAAAAAACGUAUCUUCGGUGUGAGAAUGAAGUUCGGAUUAGCGAAGUGAGAAGCAAAAAAUAUUAGUAAAUGUACAGGAACGACGGAAAAUAUAAGAAUUCAAAGCAGUACGCGUUUACUGUACGAAUCCAGUACAUAAAACCGCGUAGGAUGUUACAUGUUCCACGUUAAGAGCGCAAACGUUCGACGAAACAGGAAUAUGUGGAACGUUUGGAAUAGUAACAAUGUUUGUUAAAUGGGUAUACAACAAAAUGAAAACAUAAACGAUAAAGGGACAGAGCGAUAUAUAUAUAUAAAAAACAAUCUUAUUACAGCAGAAUCGGCACGCUUCCGUUUUCAAUUAUCACGGUAAUCUUUACGGUAUUAUUACUUUUACUUUAGGUACUAGUACAACAGUUCGUUUGUUGUUUUUGUUUUUGCUCCCCUAAAAUAGUACCAAUCGAAUCGGAUUAUAGCAGCUAGCGUUGUUUAGUUGGGGGAAGAACCAGAAGUUACUUUAUUAUACUGCUUUGUCGCGCUCCACGGCAACCAACGCACCAUUCCCUACUUCUAUGCUCUGUCCUUUCCGCUGAAUGCACUUGUUUAGAGUAGAAAGUAAUUCUGUCACCCAUCCAUUCCCCGGCGCGCAAUAUGGACCAUGGUUUAGGAAGCAUUUGUCUUUUAUUACUUAUUUUUUUAAUUUAGCCGAGCACAACGUGCAAACUGUUUGUUUCAGCUCCCAAAAGCACGGAACUAUGGUUAGUACACAAGAUCCUUGCGACGGUUGCGGCUCGUAACAUCGUGAGACCCUGUGUAGUAGUUCGAUAAACAUCGCCUACUAGAUCACACUCACUGUAGAGCGAACCAUCGGGAGAUGCUCCAAGGAUCAAGGAUAAAAAAGAACAAACGAAAGUUAGAAUGUAUUAUUUGCAACAGCAGGAAAAUAAAUACAAGGAAAAUUGAAACA